Molecule: messenger RNA, 4254 nt
Organism: Ascochyta rabiei
Lineage: Eukaryota; Fungi; Ascomycota; Dothideomycetes; Pleosporales; Didymellaceae
Exons: 3
Coding region: 1-4254 (1417 amino acids)
Molecular function (GO): protein binding
Source: RefSeq, a predicted model, not a curated record
AUGGCUGGACAGACGCUGCCGACGCGUUUCCCGUGCUGGUGCAAGGCCGUGUACUCGUGGGGCGGAGAGACCAAGCGCGACCUCGGGUUCAUAGAGGGCGACCUGAUCGAGGUGCUCAAUGCCGGCGACGGGUCCUGGUGGAUGGGCCGGCUGAAGCGCGACAGGCGCAUGGUCGGCCUGUUCCCCAGCAACUUUGUCGAGCUGCUCAGCGAAGACUACCAGCCGUGGAACGCGAGCCGCAACGGCAGCUCGGAGACGGUGUCGCGGCAGAACAGCGCGCAGGCACAGGCACAGGCACAGGCACAGGCACAGGCCAAGCCGGCGCCGCAGAAGCAGAAGAGCAUGUUCCGGAAGCCCUUCACGGCUUAUGCAGCUGCAGGCGCCCCGAACCCAGCGGCUGCCGCGCGUGAGAGACUGCGUGCUGGCGCCUCGGCCCCAACGGUGAAGACGACGAAGCCCUUCUCGUCGAUGAAGCGAGACUCGGCCGAGAGCCGCGAGAGUGCGUCGCCGGCACCAGCGUCGCGCGCGCCCUCGAACCUGCGCGCCGUCUCGCCUCGCCCAGCGACCAAGAGACCGGCGACGUCGCCAGCCAACGCCAACGUCAACCGACACGGCUCCCACGCCCGCACCAACUCGCACCAGCCGCAGCCUUACCGGACCCACGCCUCGCGCGCCGUGUCGCCAGCACCGCCGCCGUCGAGACAGUCCUCCCACACGCGCGCCUACCAACAGCCCUCGACCGCCGUCUCGCCAGCACCGCCCAGAGCCGUCUCGCCCGCGCCACCGCCCCAGCAGCAGUACCACCAAGCCGCGUCUCCGGCGCCGCCCAGACAGUACCAGCCUCGCGCAGCCUCACCGGCUCCCCCAUCCCAGUACCGCGCCUAUGACAAAGGGCCCUCGCCCUCACCCUCGCCGUUGCCGCACUCCUACUCGCGCUCCAUCUCUCCAGCACCGUCCAGACACGGCUCGUACGCAAGAGGGCACUCUCCAGCCCCUCCCGCUCAGUACCACUACCAACAGCGGGCAGUGUCGCCAGCACCUCCGCCCCAGCAGCACCAUCACCGAGCAGUGUCGCCGGCGCCGCCGAGGCAGUAUCAACCAAGGGCAGUCUCUCCAGCGCCGCCGUCGCAGUACCACGCGUACGAUCGAGGUCCCUCGCCUGCUCCCUACCAGCGUGCAGUCUCCCCUGCGCCAUCUUUCCAGGAACGACCGCACUCGCGAGCUGUGUCACCCGCCCCUUCGUUCCACCGACACUCGCGCGCACCAUCUCCGGCGCCCUCGUUUCAGUAUCGUGCAUAUGACCGUGGUCCGUCGCCCUCGCCAUACCAACAACAACUCGAGAGCCGAAGCCCAUCGCCGGCGCCACCGCAAUUCCAAACCCAAUACAAUGACGAGGAAGAAGAAGAAGACGGUCCUCCUCCCCCUCCACCCCCACAUCGCGUUGCAUACGGUCCAAACCGAGCUGUCUCACCAGCACCGCCUCCCCAGGACCGCUUCACCACGCCAGAACCCCCGUCUCCAAACCCUCAAAAAUUCACGCCCUCGCCCCUCACAAACGCCAUGAACGACGUCAUGUCUUCGUUGCAGGACAUGGCCUCGCCAGAAGCAGAGACGCCCUCGCACCCUUGGUCCCCUGACGCUCUCGAUCAAGUGCACCAGGCCUCGGCGAGGAUGGCUGGACUACAGACUGGCAACCGCAGCGGCAGUCGCACCGGCGACGAGGACGAUGAUGAACCUGUCCAAGGACCACCAGAUGUAGAUGACUACGUCAAGCGUAUGGAAAGCCGGUUGCGGAGGAUGCAUCAGAUGGAGGCCAACAAGAAGAAAAAGGACGAGCUGUUCAUGGGCGGCAAGAGCACGCCUCCUCCAGUGCCGGCUAAAAAUUCGUCGUAUCACAGGCCGGGGCCAUCACCGACCAAGGAUGUUGCAGAUGUCGAACGCAGGGAAUCCAGGACGUUGCGCCAUCGCAAGUCGGUCCACGACCUCGGAAAGAGCUUGGGAAGAUCGUUCACCAGCAAGACCAACUCAACCACAACGACUGAAAGCACGAACCGCAGCUUGAUGUCUGGGUAUUCGGCUACAGCCAUGAGCUCUACCAGUGCUGGCAGCUAUUAUCGCAAGAAAUUUGCCGACGACAGUUCUCGAAGUGCGAUGGGAGACCGGCCUUCAGCUGGCAAAGGCUUUGGCUUCGAUGACGGACGGCCGGAGACACCGUUUACUGGCGUAACCUACCACUCAAGCCAUGCUUCGCAGUCUCGACCAGGCUCGAGCGACCACCAACAACAGUCUACGCAACCCAGCACACCUGGAAUGGAGAACCCAGAUCCUCUCGGUGGUUUGACUCAUCCGAAAGCCAGACGAAGUGGCUUCUUCCGCAAGAUGAUCGAUUCUGCGAAGACGCAGGCAGCCAACGCUCGCAGCACCAUGGAGACAAUCAGCAGGCCGGCCUCUCGCGCAGCUAGCCGUGCUGCCAGUCGUGCGGCUAGCAGAGCAGGGAACCGCGUGGAAACCGGCACUCCAGCAGGCUUUGCUGGUGGCUCGGCUGCUGCCCAUCAGCCAACACCCAGCAGAGACGGUGGUCUUGGAACGACUGACUGGGUACAAGUGCGCCGAGACGUCAAUCGCUCCAACUCACUGAGCAACAACGAACGCGUCGAACGGGCAGAGCGCUGCCAGAUGAUGGACUACCCUACUCUUAAUCCUGUCGACAUUCUCAACGAGUCUGUCGAAGGCGAUGAAGGCCUCGACGGUCUGCCAAUUGCCGAGCCCAUCGACUUUGCAGCGUGCAGCCUGGCUCAUGUGGACAAAGGAACCCGUUUCAUCAACAGCAUCCCGCUAGGAACAACAUCAGCUGCUCUUGCGCAAGGUUACGUCUGCAGGCCAUUCAGAAGCGAUGUACAGCGUCUACGCGCUAUUUUCACCUGGGUCAGCGAACGCAUCACCUGGGAAGAAGACUUCGAGGGCGAGAUGGACACUCGACACGUGCUCCAGAGCAAGCGUGGGUGCUCGCAGGAAAUCGCCAUGGUGGUUGCCGAAAUGUGCGCCUCUGUUGGUCUUCACGCUGAGGUCGUGCGUGGUUACCUGAAGACGCCUGGAGAAGCUCUGGAUCUCGAUAGUGUUGCUCGACCAAACCAUUCGUGGAACGCAGUCAUUGUGGAUGGCGAAUGGCGAAUGAUGGACUGUUCGCUCGCAGGACCAACCAAUCCCAAGCGUGUACACUUCUCCAGUGCUGGGUCCCAAGUCGCUGAAAGCUGGUACUUUCUUGCCCGCCCGCUCGAGAUUUGCUAUUCGCACGUUCCUCUGCUUCCUGAACAGCAACACAUCUGCCCACCUCAACCUCAUGAUGUCCUCAUGGCCCUUCCUUGUGCGACACCAACGUACUUCAAGCAUGGCUUGAAGAUUGUCGACUUUGACACCAGUAUGCUGAAUCUUGACAACCUAGAGAUGGCGCACGUGUAUGUCAACGUUCCCGAGGAUGUCGAGUGCGUCGCGGAAGUAGAAGCCAGAGCGUUCUCGCAGGACGCGGAUGGUGACUACUUUGAGAGCGGCGACUUUGUUCGCAAGCCAGCACUUGCGCAGGUGGAGUGGAUUGGAGGACAAAAGCGGUAUACUGUCAAAGCGCUGCUGCCGGGAGACGAAGGACUUGGUGUGCUCAAGAUCUUCGCCGGGCCUCGAGGACUCAUGCACUCCAACAAGCAGAACCCGCACACCCUAGCCAUCGGCCUUCCCAUAACGCACACAGGCAGCAACCCUCCCUACUCGUUCCUGACACUCCACCCAACCCCACACGCUCAGCGCCACGAUCUCUACGUCGCACAGCCUCAGUGCUCCAACCUCGUGCUCAACAACACAUUCGUCUUCUGCGUCCGCCAACAUCCUUCGUCGACAAGCCGGACGGAGCCUGCGACAGCUCUCACCGGGCGGGCAUCGCCCAAUCCGUUUGCGCGCCCUACUUCGGCCAUGAGCAUGCAGAGCAUAUCGGCUACCGGGUCGAAUUAUACCAACCCGUCUCAGGCGUCGUCAGGAUCGAGCGGCAGCAGCGUGAUGAAGCCAGCGAAACUGGCGAUUCAGACGCCAUCAGGCAAGAUUAUCAGAUUGACGAGGAAGAAUGAGCAUGUCAGUGUGCUGAGCGACGCGGACGGAACGGCGUGGGAGACGGUGAUCAAGAUUGGGGAGAAGGGGACGUGGAGGGGACUGGUGCUGGCGGAUCGGAGCGCGAGAUGGUGCGUGUUUGCGCAAUGGGAGUGCGCUUGA